Bemisia tabaci is the source of this 520-nucleotide messenger RNA. NCBI's taxonomy places the organism in Eukaryota, Metazoa, Arthropoda, Insecta, Hemiptera, Aleyrodidae. The record is from RefSeq and is a predicted model, not a curated record.
UUCUUAUCGUGUACAAUGAUCCUUCAAUACCUGUUUCAGGCGUUUGUGCAUGUUUCCACUGCGUUCAGUCAAUGCCAUCGGGAAACGGAGUGUGUAACGGAAAAUUUCUAUCCUAGUCCUUAUACCGAGGCAGAAAUAGAGGCACUCCUACGGUCUGCUGAUGAUUACACCAUAGCUUGUCUUACUAGUCAGGUUUUAAACAAAUCGCCAAACACGUAUGUUUUGACGAAAGCUAUGGCAGAGGAUAUGAUUCGUAAAAGAUUAGACUCACUGCCAAUUGCAGUCUAUCGACCGUCUAUUGUUAUGAACACUAAUGUGGAACCUGUCCAUGGUUGGAGCUGCACCUUGCAGAGUGCAGGUGCUAUGAUGGCCGGCUUGGGUUUGGGGGUCUUGAGGAUUCUGAGACGGAUCCCUCAUAAGCGUGCCGAUAUUAUUCCGGUGGAUAAGUGCGCGGCUGCCUUAGUUGCACUUCCAUGGUACAUUCAUACAGCAAGGUGAGGAGAAACAUUUUAAUUACUAG